Messenger RNA from Paralichthys olivaceus (Japanese flounder), 3032 nucleotides. It is a transcript of the gene lmo3, whose product is annotated as LIM domain only 3. NCBI's taxonomy places the organism in Eukaryota, Metazoa, Chordata, Actinopteri, Pleuronectiformes, Paralichthyidae. Gene Ontology annotation, biological process: positive regulation of transcription by RNA polymerase II. Gene Ontology annotation, cellular component: nucleus. Gene Ontology annotation, molecular function: DNA-binding transcription factor binding; transcription coactivator activity. The record is from RefSeq and is a predicted model, not a curated record.
AUAGGUUGCCGUCCUCUCAACUCGCUGCAGAUCAAUUAUGUUAAGAGAACAUCUGUAAGUAGAGCUUAAUGAGGUCCAUUAGAGCAACAUGCGCUGCCUUCCCUAACGGUGCUUGUCAGCUUCUUGGAUGAGCUGGAGUGUGCUGCUGACUGGGGACCUGGUGGAGGGGCUUAAAUAGGAGAGGAGGCUCGACUCUCCGCCGCUUUUCCACUGCCAGAGAACCAGAGAGAGGCACGCAACGCACACACGGGCGCGCACACAGGCAAGAGACCCGGGGAGACAGGAGAAGGUGAGGAAGACGCGAGAGGGGGGUGAGAGUAAGAGACAAGAGAAGGAGAGAACGACUGAGAGACGGCUCCAGGACGCACCGGGGAGGGGGAUCCGACAUCCCAACAACUUGCGCAACUUUUUUUCCCCCAGAACUCCUCGUCGUCAAGUUUUUCUGCAGGCAACCUGGAGUUUGGCGAGCACUGAGAGAAAGUUGCCUUGUGGACACUUUUGGUUCAAAGUUGAGAGAACUCAAGACGACAGCCUCACAAACCUCUGCAGCAUUUGUUUUGGACAUCCCUGGCUCUACUCCAAGGUAUACAAAUGCUCUCCGUCCAGCCGGACACCAAGCCAAAAGGCUGUGCCGGCUGCAACCGGAAGAUCAAGGACCGCUACCUGCUGAAGGCCCUCGAUAAGUACUGGCAUGAGGACUGCCUCAAGUGUGCCUGCUGCGACUGCAGGCUGGGCGAGGUGGGCUCCACGCUCUACACCAAAGCCAACCUCAUCCUGUGCCGGAGAGACUACCUACGGUUGUUUGGUGUAACGGGGAACUGCGCAGCCUGCAGCAAGCUCAUUCCGGCCUUCGAGAUGGUCAUGAGGGCCAAGGAGAACGUCUACCACCUGGACUGCUUCGCGUGCCAGCUCUGCAAUCAGAGGUUUUGUGUGGGAGACAAGUUUUUCCUGAAGAACAACAUGAUCCUGUGCCAGACAGACUACGAGGAGGGGCUGAUGAAGGAGGGCUACGCUCCCCAGGUCCGCUGACCCUCGUAGGCCGACACGGAGGAAGAGGAGGAGGAAGAGGAGGAGUGGGAGAAAGAGAGAGACUGAAGGAGAGCUUGCAAUCACACAACAAAAAGCACUAUAGCCUCCUGUCCAUCUUCUGUCCCCCACAUGUACAUAACUAAGAAAGCCUCCCUUGGAGGGGACACAUUCUGCUGUACAAAAUAGCCAUAGAGACGCCGGCGUGGCAGGGAAAGGCCCUGGAAGCAUACAACACACUACAACAGUUUGUCCAUUUCUUUGUUUGUGACUGAUGGAUGCUGCCUCUUCCCUUCAGGCCAACUAACACUGGCCUCAGAGAAAUUUCUAACCAACAGGUGUUUCCCAGUUGUUGGAAGAAAAAAAAAGUAAACCCACCCAAAACCAGACUUGUCUCAUUUUAUCUGACAAGGACAGACAGCGUCCCACCUGACUGCACAGUCCACCAACUUCUACUUGAAUCUAAAACACACUGAGGUAUUGUCAAUCAAUGUAAUUUUGCGAUGAAGACCUUUUUACUGUAUUGAUAUCAGAUUUAAAAAAAACACGGUGAAUGUAAACUGAAGAGUGGCAAAAAUAACGCCUUGGGAUGACUGAUAUGUUGCUAUGUCUGUGUGUGUGUCUGUGUGUGUGUGUGUGUGUGUAUGUGUGUGGAUCCCUCUUCAGGAUGAGCACUUCUCCGCAGUGCAGUCUCACAAGGCUCGGUCUGGUCCAUAUAGUCGUUUCAGAACCUUAAGAAUCCAAACGAAAAUGUUGACCCAUGAUGACUAGUGAUAAUAAAUGUGUGAUUAGCUAGUCUGAAUGUCGAUGGAAAAACAUUUUCCAGGUCAAAGUAGACAGCAAUGGAAAAAACAUGGAUACAUUUCCUAAUUCUAAGGUAAACAGAGAAGCCACAGAGAAUCAUUAUCCACCAUUCAGCUCUGAGCUUUUUAUCCUCCUGCCUUCCUACCACCACACACAAGUCACACUAAGUCAGCAGCAUCUAGCAGGAGACCUAAGUGGAGCAGAUAUUUAUCAUGGGAGUGAUCCAAAGCUAAAGUGAGAGUAAAUAUUGGCUGCUGUCGCCGAUGAGAUGCUAAAGUUUCUCUUCGUCUGCUGGAUGUGUAAAUAUGAAGCUCAGUAUGUUGAUAGUACAAUGUGUGAAACGUUAUGACUUGUACUUGUUAAAAAAAAAAGAAAGAAUCAAAUAUAGCAGCUCUAAACGUUAUGGACCAGACUUAAUGCCUGUAAGACAAACACCUGGCUGUGUGAGAUCUUUCAUAGGGUGACGAGAGUCGCUUCUAUUCCUAAAAUGCAUUCCGUCAGUGCUACUUUCAGAUGUGGGUUGGACUGUGACUACAGGCUCUGUUCUCCUGCGGUGGAAGGCUGUGCAUUUUCUUUUUUGCAGUCUUUCUAUUUAUUGAAACCUUGCUUUUGCAUUGGUCCAACGGAAAUUCUCAUGGAGGCAGGUUGUUGUAGCGGUUGUCGGGGGUGAAGGGAUCGGUGUGGGAUGGAGGGCGGGUUGGUUACUUUUUUGUAUACUAUUUAUUUGAUAAACGUUCAAUGCUUCACCAGUUGUCCGAGAUUAUGCAUUGUUUGACUUGCUGGUACUUAAAUCCAGUGGAUGUUUUCUCAAUCGCUGGCUUAUGUGGAGGGUGGUUUCAGUGCAGCAGCUACCUGCACAACAAGGUCAGUCAUCUCAGUCGUGAUGGCUCCCUGCUGCAGAGGAGUCACAUCCUUUUCAAACAUUCAAAACCGUUCCUGUUUCUAACCUUAAAUAUCAGCAGCUGAGCGUGUGAUACAGUGCUCAGCAACAUUUCUUAGCUGGUAAAGAAAAGAUCCUUCUCUAAUUUGUAAAUUAUGGGUGUACAUAAAAGAAAUAUUCAUUUUUGCUUGCUAUUGUACAAUGAUUUCUUUUUAUGUGUCAUCCAGCAUGAGAUGUUUAUUUUUAGGACAACGCUUGUAAAUACUGUAAUUGUAAUAAUUUUAAGCACAAAUGUAAUACAGUUUUAUUGUGUUACCAGUGA